AUGAGUGCCCACUGCCUCCCUAUCCUUCUUGUCCAUGCCUGGUGGGCCCUACUCCAGCCUCGCGCCGCGACGGUGGCCGCCUUUCCUCUGUGGACACGGGGGCAGCCCUCGUCACCGUCCCCUCUCGCUUACAUGCUGAGCCUCUACCGAGACCCGCUGCCUCGGGCGGACAUCAUCCGCAGCCUCCAGGCGCAAGAUAUGCAAGUGAGUGGGCAGAACUGGACCUUCGCUUUCGACUUCUCCUUUCUGAGCCAAGAAGAGGACCUGGCAUGGGCGGAGCUCCGGUUGCAGUUGCCCCGCCCUAUGGACCUCCCCACUGAGGGCCCACUCACCAUUCAAAUUUUUCACCAGGCCAAGAUGGACCCAGAGCAAGAGCCAGCGGACUGCCUGGAGCGAGUACGGAUGGAGGAGUUCACUGUCACUCCGUCUCAGGUCACUUUUUCCUCGGGCAACACUGUCCUGGAGGUCACCAGGCCACUCUCCAAGUGGCUGAAGAACCCCAGGGCACUGGAGAAGCAGGUGUCCAGUCUGAAAGGAAAGUGCUGGCAUCAGCCCCGCACCCUGCCUGUCACCACCACCAGCGACAAUGUGCUCAUGCUGUACUCCAACCGGCCUCAGGAGCAGAGGCAGCUGGGUGGCGCCACUUUGCUCUGGGAAGCCGAAAGUUCCUGGCGGGCCCAGGAGGGACAGCUGUCUGGAGAGAGGGGCCGAUGGGGCAGAAGGCACCGCAGACAUCACAUGCCAGACAGAAGCCAACUGUGUAGGAGGGUCAAGUUCCAGGUAGACUUCAACCUGAUUGGCUGGGGUUCCUGGAUCAUCUACCCCAAACAGUAUAAUGCCUACCGCUGUGAGGGCGAGUGCCCUAACCCUGUGGGGGAGGAGUUUCACCCUACCAACCACGCCUAUAUCCAGAGCUUGCUGAAACGCUACCAGCCCCACCGGGUCCCUUCCACGUGCUGUGCCCCUGUGAAGACCAAGCCACUGAGCAUGCUCUACGUGGACAAUGGCAGGGUGCUCCUGGAACACCAUAAGGACAUGAUUGUGGAGGAAUGUGGGUGCCUCUGACAGAGCCAGGGCAAGUGCUGAAUCCGCUUGCCCUCCACAAUGCUGGUAAACUCCAGGGAGACGCAUAGUGUCCAUCCAGGGAGCAGAAACAGAAGAAGGGCUCUGCCUGCCAGAGCUGAAGAGGAAGUCCUGCCCCCUGUGUCUUAGACCUGCCAGGCCAGAGGCCUGUGGGGAGGCAGGAAUAGGGAAACCUUUCAGGGGCUGGCUGGGCUCCCUGGAAAUAGGGGUUAUGAACUUCACGAGUGCUCUUUAACCUCUGAAGCCCUAGAAAUGGUGUGCAAAGGCUGAGGUAUAUAUGUAUUUAUUAUAGCUUUCCUGUAUUCUUAAAAGUGGCUGUGACCCGCUGUCCCUCCCUAAAGAUCAGUAUAAUUGUAUUAGAUUAAAACUAGCCAUUUGGCUCUCCCUGAUUCAAGCUGGUCUAGGGGAACCCUUACAACUUUCUAGCUGGCUGGCGCUAACGGGCUGGCCUUCCUCAGGGGCUCCGUGAUCUCAGCUAAUGAGUUGCCUAAACAAUAAAGCCACUGUCCAGUUCUCCCAGGGCCAGCUGUGCCUUUGACCAGAGAGGUGGGCACUUAUCCAAGAGGGACUGGCCACGGUGGACUACAGAAGCCAGAGCUGUCAGACGUCUGCUUGGCAGACAUAACCCAAGUCUAUUAAA
This is a messenger RNA of Microtus ochrogaster (prairie vole), 1723 nucleotides long. It is a transcript of the gene Nodal, whose product is annotated as nodal growth differentiation factor. Lineage: Eukaryota; Metazoa; Chordata; Mammalia; Rodentia; Cricetidae. Gene Ontology annotation, cellular component: extracellular region. The record is from RefSeq and is a predicted model, not a curated record. Gene Ontology annotation, molecular function: cytokine activity; growth factor activity.